Molecule: messenger RNA, 1614 nt
Organism: Rotaria sp. Silwood2
Lineage: Eukaryota; Metazoa; Rotifera; Eurotatoria; Philodinida; Philodinidae
Source: the annotation of a GenBank genome assembly
AUGGAUGAUGAUAUAGAAAUUGAACGUAUGUUAGAAGAAAAAAUGCAAGAAGAUGUACAAAAGAAAGUACACGAACAAACAAUAAAUAAAACAAAUGAAAAAAAGGACAAAGACAAAGACAAAGAUAAAGAUAAAAAACAUAAAAAACAUCACAAACAUCAUAAACAUCACAAGUCACAUAAAAGUGAUAAAAAACAUGAACGUAAACGAAGUCGUUCACCAAUUGAUCGUCGUCCUCAAUCACCAACACCAACAACAUUACCUAGUGGAAAACGACGAGAUGUUAAUUCUGAAUUACAUCAAUUAGCUAAAACAAUGGGUCGUCCAAAACAACCCAAAGAAAAUAUAUCUACAUCAAAACCUAAUCGACGAGAAAAAUCACCAGAAUUAACACCAGAAGAACGUGAUCUUCGUACUGUAUUUUGUAUGCAAUUAGCAGCAAUGAUCCGUCCACGUGAUCUUGAAGAAUUUUUUUCUCGUGUUGGUAAAGUUCGUGACGUUCGUUUAAUAACAGAUCCUCGAACACGUCGAUCAAAAGGUGUCGCAUAUGUUGAAUUUCGUGAUUUAACUUGUGUUCAAGCUGCACUUGCUUUAUCUGGUGAAAAACUUCUUGGCAUACCAAUUAUAGUUAAACCAUCAAAUGCUGAAAAAAAUCGUUUAGCAGCACAAGCAGCUGCUGCUCAAAAUUCCGUUCUAACUAAUGGAGCAGCACAAAAUCCAGGAUCGAUGAUACCAACACAUGGACCUAUGAAAUUAUAUGUCGGAUCACUUCAUUUUAAUAUAAGUGAAGAUAUGUUACGAGGAAUAUUUGAACCGUUUGGUCGUAUUGAUAGUGUUACACUUAUGAAAGAUCCUGAUACAGGUCGAUCACGAGGAUAUGGUUUUAUUCAAUUCGCUCAUGCUGAAGAUGCUAAAAAAGCAAUGGAAAAUUUAAAUGGUUUUGAAUUAGCAGGACGACCUAUCAAAGUUGGUCAUGUUACUGAACGACUCGGAGAAAUGACAGGUUCAACUGGUGUAAGCUUUCCAACAUAUACUGCUGGCAUUCAAACAUCAUUUGCAUCAUCAUCAAAUCUUGAUUCCGAUGAUCUUGAUCAACGUGGUAUUAAUUUAGGUGCAACUGGACGUUUAGCUUUAAUGGCGAAAUUAAGUGAAGGUAGUGGUUUACAAAUGCCAAAACAUGCUAUUGAUGCUUUACAAGCAGCACAUAUUCAAGCAGCGAGUUCUCAACAUGUUCGUAUACCUGAGCCACCUAAUUCACAACAAUUAGCAACAGUAACAGCUGUUGGUACACAAUGUUUUAUGCUUUCAAAUAUGUUUGAUCCAGUUGCUGAAGCUCGAAAUCCUCGUUGGACACAAGAAAUACGUGAUGAAGUUAUUGAAGAAUGUAAUAAACACGGUGGUGUUGUGCAUAUUUAUGUUGAUGAGAAAAGUCCCGAUGGAAAUGUUUAUGUUAAAUGUUCAACUAUUGCUAGUGCUAUCAAUGCUGUCAAUGCACUUCAUGGUCGAUUUUUUUCUGGUCGUACUGUUAUUGGUAAUUAUAUACCAACACAAUCUUAUCAUAAACUUUUUCCUGAAUCAGCUUCAACAACAACUCAAUUAAAAUCUUCGUUUUAA